Molecule: messenger RNA, 4362 nt
Organism: Kluyveromyces lactis
Lineage: Eukaryota; Fungi; Ascomycota; Saccharomycetes; Saccharomycetales; Saccharomycetaceae
Gene: XRN1
Product: chromatin-binding exonuclease XRN1
Exons: 1
Coding region: 1-4362 (1453 amino acids)
Biological process (GO): rRNA catabolic process; nuclear-transcribed mRNA catabolic process
Cellular component (GO): nucleus
Molecular function (GO): 5'-3' RNA exonuclease activity; RNA binding
Source: RefSeq, a predicted model, not a curated record
AUGGGUAUUCCAAAAUUCUUUCAUUUCAUCUCUGAGAGAUGGCCUCAAAUUUCUCAAUUGAUCGAUGGAUCACAGAUUCCAGAGUUCGACAAUUUGUACUUGGAUAUGAAUUCUAUUUUGCAUAAUUGUACGCAUGGUGAUGGUAGCGAGGUGAAUUCAAGACUAUCAGAGGAAGAAGUUUAUUCCAAAAUUUUCAGUUAUAUUGAUCAUCUUUUCCAUACUAUUAAACCAAAACAGACAUUUUAUAUGGCAAUCGAUGGUGUGGCCCCAAGAGCAAAGAUGAACCAACAAAGAGCUCGUAGAUUCAGAACUGCCAUGGAUGCCGAAAAGGCUUUGCAGAAGGCCAUUGAAAAUGGUGACGAGUUGCCUAAGGGAGAGCCAUUUGAUUCCAACGCUAUUACCCCAGGAACAGAAUUUAUGGCAAAAUUAACCGAGAAUUUGAAAUAUUUCAUCCAUGACAAGAUCACCAACGAUACCAGAUGGCAGAACGUGAAGGUUAUUUUCUCCGGGCAUGAGGUUCCUGGUGAAGGUGAACAUAAGAUCAUGGAUUACAUCAGAGCAAUUAGAGCACAAGAGGAUUACAAUCCAAAUACAAGACAUUGUAUCUACGGGUUAGAUGCUGAUUUGAUCAUCCUAGGUUUAUCCACCCAUGAUCACCACUUUUGUUUAUUAAGAGAAGAAGUUACUUUUGGUAAACGUUCGUCUUCUGUGAAAACUCUAGAAACACAGAACUUCUUCUUGUUGCAUUUGUCUAUCUUGAGAGAAUAUUUGGCAUUAGAGUUCGAAGAAAUAACAGAUUCUGUGCAGUUUGAAUACGACUUUGAAAGAGUAUUAGAUGAUUUCAUCUUUGUAUUAUUUACCAUCGGUAAUGAUUUCUUACCAAAUUUGCCCGAUUUGCAUUUGAAAAAAGGUGCAUUCCCUGUGCUAUUACAAACUUUUAAAGAAGCUCUCCAACAUAUGGAUGGUUACAUUAAUGAACAAGGUAAGAUAAAUUUGGCAAGAUUUUCCAUUUGGUUGAAGUACUUGUCCGAUUUUGAAUACCUUAACUUUGAGAAGAAAGAUAUUGACGUUGAAUGGUUCAAUCAACAACUUGAAAAUAUUUCCUUGGAAGGUGAGCGUAAACGUACUAGGAUGGGUAAAAAGUUGUUGAUGAAACAACAAAAGAAAUUGAUUGGCGCCGUAAAACCAUGGUUAUUGAAAACCGUUCAACGGAAGGUCACUUCUGAAUUACAGGAUGCCGAUUUCGAAAUUUUCCCUCUUGAGGAUAAAGAAUUGGUUCGGGCCAACCUGGAUUUCUUGAAGGAAUUCGCAUUUGAUUUGGGUUUAAUUCUUGCUCAUUCUAAAUCAAAAGAUUUGUACUACUUCAAGUUGGAUUUAGACUCCAUCAAUGUGCAAGAAACAGAUGAAGAGCAUGAAGCCCGUAUUCACGAAACAAGACGUUCUAUUAAGAAAUAUGAACAAGGUAUUAUUAUUGCAUCUGAAGAAGAAUUAGAAGAAGAGCGUGAAAUUUAUAGCGAGAGAUUCGUUGAGUGGAAAGAUCAAUACUAUAAAGAUAAAUUAGAUUUUUCCAUCAAUGAUACUGAUAGUCUAAAAGAAAUGACAGAAAACUAUGUCGGAGGUUUACAAUGGGUUUUAUACUACUAUUAUCGUGGAUGUCCAUCUUGGUCCUGGUAUUACAGAUAUCAUUACGCUCCUCGUAUAUCAGAUGUGAUCAAAGGUAUAGAUCAGAACAUAGAAUUUCACAAGGGACAGCCUUUCAAGCCCUUCCAACAAUUGAUGGCCGUCUUGCCUGAGAGAUCAAAGAAUUUGAUUCCAGUUGUGUACAGACCACUCAUGUAUGAUGAACACUCUCCUAUCUUGGACUUCUAUCCUAACGAAGUAGAGUUGGAUCUAAAUGGCAAAACAGCAGACUGGGAAGCUGUCGUCAAAAUUUCAUUCGUGGAUCAAAAGCGUUUAGUAGAAGCAAUGGCUCCUUAUGAUGCUAAGCUUUCUCCGGAUGAAAAGAAAAGAAAUUCGUUCGGAACUGAUCUGAUUUUCAUAUUCAAUCCUCAGGUAGACACAGUUUACAAAACACCACUAGCGGGGUUGUUUAAUGAUAUUGAACACAAUCAUUGUAUCGAAAGGGAAUUCAUUCCAGAAUCGAUGGAAAACGUUAAGUUCUUAUUUGGUUUGCCAAAGGGCGCUAAACUCGGAGCUAGCUCUUUGGCCGGUUUCCCAUCCCUAAAGACACUACCACUAACUGCAGAGCUUGCUUAUAAUUCUUCUGUUGUCUUCAAUUUCCCUUCUAAACAACAAUCUAUGGUGUUGCAUAUUCAGGACCUUUACAAGGAAAAUGGCAUCUCUCUGUCAGAUCUAGCAAAAAGACAUAUGGGUAAGAUUGUUUAUUCAAGAUGGCCGUUUCUAAGAGAAUCUAAACUUUUGUCGUUGAUUACAGAGGAAACUGUGUAUGAAGGAGUUAAGUCAGGCAAAUUAACAAAGGUCAUUGAAAGAAAGCCUCAGGAUUUUGAAAGGAAAGAAUUUAGAGAGUUGAAGAUGACUCUCAAAUCGAAUUAUCAAAGGACAAAGGCCAUUCUUUUGGAUGACAUUUCUGCUUUGGCUAAAGUGGUUCCAGUAAAUGGAUUGGUGAGAAACUCUGAUGGUUCCUAUUCUAAGUCUUUCAAUGAAACUAUCGAAUACUAUCCUUUACAAUUAAUCGUAGAGGACGUAAAAAAUAAGGACGAAAGAUAUAUUGAAAAAGAGCCGUUACCAAUUAAUAAAGAAUUUCCAAAAGGUUCAAAAGUUGUGUUUUUAGGUGAUUAUGCGUAUGGUGGGGAGGCGACCGUUGAUGGUUAUAAUAGUGAGACUAGAUUAAAACUUACAGUCAAAAAGGGUUCUCUCAGAGCAGAGCCUAACAUCGGAAAAGUUAGAGCGAAAUUGGAUUCUCAAGCCUUGAGAUUCUACCCAACACAAGUGUUUUCAAAAAUAGCUCGUGUCCACCCUCUCUUCUUGUCAAAAAUUACUUCAAGAUAUUUGGUCAAUGAUUCUAAAAAGAAAAGCCAUAACGUCGGUUUGAUGAUCAAAUUCAAAGCAAGAAAUCAAAAAGUUCUCGGUUAUGCCAGAUGCAGCUCAAACAAAUGGGAAUACUCUGACGUCGCUCUUGGUUUGUUAGAGCAGUUCAGAUCUACAUUCCCUGAGUUCUUUGCGAAACUUUCUAACUCGAAGGAACAAGCAAUUCCAUCGAUCACUGAUCUCUUCCCUAACAAAUCUAGCGCGGAAGCUGAUUCCAUUUUGAAAACAGUGGCUGAUUGGCUCUCAGAAGCAAGAAAACCAUUCGUGGUGGUGUCUUUGGAAAGUGAUUCGCUAACCAAGGCUUCGAUGGCAGCUGUUGAAUCUGAAAUCAUAAAAUACGUUUCUUUACCAGAUUCAAGCGAGCAGAAGAAAUUAGCUAAGGUCCCACGUGAGGCAAUCUUAAAUGCGGAAUCGUCAUAUGUUCUAUUGCGCUCCCAAAGGUUCCACUUAGGUGAUAGGGUAAUGUACAUUCAAGAUUCAGGCAAGGUUCCACUUCACAGCAAAGGUACUGUCGUUGGCUACACUUCAAUUGGCAAGAACGUCUCAAUCCAAGUUCUAUUUGACAAUGAAAUAAUUGCAGGAAACAACUUUGGUGGUAGGUUGCAGACCAGACGUGGUUUGGGAUUGGACUCUUCCUUCUUAUUAAACUUGUCUGAUAGACAAUUGGUAUAUCAUUCAAAGGCAUCGAAGAGUGCUGAUAAGAAACCAAAAGCAGUUCCUAAUGAUAAGCAAGUCGCCCUCGCAAAAAAGAAGAGAGUGGAGGAACUCAAAAAAAAGCAAGCCCAUGAGUUGUUAAAUCAUAUCAAGAAGGAUAACGCGGAAUCAAAUACCGAAUCUGGAUCCGCUCCGCAAAUAGCAGUUAACACUUUAAAUCCUUCGGCUGCUAACAACGUGUUCAAUGCCGUCUUGAACCAAAUCAAACCAGGUUCUCAACAGCAAAUUCAACCACCUCCAGCAAAUUCUCUGCCUUACAAUUUCACUGUUCCCCCACAUAUGGUUCCUGGUGGUAUUCCUCAUCCUCUUAUGAUGCAGCCGCCUUUCAUUCCGAAUAAUGAGCAUAUUGCUUAUGCAGCUCCUCCUCAGUCACAACCUGUACAAAAUCCACCAUUAGAUAAAGAGGCAUCCAGGAAUCUUAAGAAUCUCCUAAUUAGAGAUGAGAAUGGACGUACAGCAAAUGUGGAGAAUAAAGACUCAGAUGAUACAAAGAGAUCUUCUCAUUCUCGUGGCGGUCGUCGUGGCCGUAGUAAUCGUGGUCGUGGUGCCUCCGGGAGGGGUGGUCAUUUCAAAAAUUCUCCUAAAAAAACUGAAACCUGA